GGGCCACAAUGUGGCCCCUAUGCAUGGAGUCAUGGCACCCAGACUGAGCCCCCGCAGGGCCCGGAGAUACCUCUUCGCCUGCACCCUGUGCUUGUUCUGCUCCUUGCUCUGCUACAACCUCAUCCUCCGCACUCACUCCGCGAUGGGCAGCGGGGGGUACCAGCAACUCACCUGCCCUCUCCCCCCAAUCCUCGGGGGCAAAAAGCUACUGCAGAAAAUGCCUCUCUGCCCCCUCUCCGGAGUUACCAUCCUCCCAAGCAACACCGAUCUACCCAAUACCACCGGUGAAUGGAGUGGCACUGAAGCCCCCCAAAUAAAGGGGGUCUCCCCCAAACCCACAGAGCAUCAGACUCACCCUCCGGGCAACAGCAGCGCGACCCCCAGAUAUGGGCACAAGAGACUCCCCCAGGCUAUCAUUGUGGGGGUCAAAAAAGGAGGCACGAGGGCUGUUUUGGAAUUUAUCAGGGUGCACCCCGAAGUCAGAGCCAUGGGGACCGAACCCCACUUCUUCGAUAGACACUAUGACAGGGGUCUGGACUGGUACAGAAACCUGAUGCCUCGAUCUCUCGAUCAACAAAUCACGGUGGAGAAGACCCCUAGUUACUUUGUGACACGGGAUGCUCCACGAAGGAUCUCUCACAUGUCUCCCAGAGUUAAGCUGAUUGUGGUUGUCCGUAACCCAGUUACCCGUGCCAUCUCGGACUACACACAGACUCUGUCCAAGAAACCUGACAUCCCAAGCUUUAGUGAACUGGCCUUCUGUAACAAGACAAGUGGAGAAGUAGACACAUCUUGGAAUGCGAUUAGGAUUGGACUCUACGCGCUGCACCUUCAACCAUGGCUUAGCCAUUUCCCGAUUUCCCAGAUGCAUUUUGUGAGCGGAGAGAGACUUAUCACAGACCCAGCUGGGGAGAUGGCACGAGUGCAGGACUUCCUUGGUCUCAAGCGUUUGGUCACCGACAAACACUUCUACUUCAACAAAACCAAGGGCUUCCCUUGUCUCAAGAAGCCUGGAGGUGGAGGAGUACCACGUUGCCUGGGCAAAUCCAAGGGACGGACUCAUGUACAGAUAAACACAGAGGAUAUAGAACAACUGAGAGAAUUCUAUAGACCCCAUAACAUAAAGUUUUAUGAGACUGUUGGGCAGGAUUUUCACUGGGAGUAGGGAGGUUCCAGGCAGGUGUUGCUGGAAAGCAAAGCACAAACCACAAGUGCAAACUAAGGGAAAAUAAAGAUGGGGCAAGAGACAAAAUCAAAUGGAAACAAAAGAACAGACAAAAUACAAAAUAAUAGGUUGCAGAGCCAAAGGGAUGACAUUGCCUCGUAAUGAGUGCACAAUGAUACCUACCAACCCACUGAUGGGACUAUAGCCGAAAACAGGAAAGAGGCACAAGGUUAAAACAUAUAUCGAUAUGAUACGAUGCACAACUUUACAUAUAAUACCACAUUUAAAAGAAGCAAGUCAAAUAAUAGGAGAGCACAAAUCACUGGAGUAAAUGUUGAUACGGGAAAGAA
Spea bombifrons (plains spadefoot toad) is the source of this 1515-nucleotide messenger RNA. Its product is annotated as heparan sulfate glucosamine 3-O-sulfotransferase 2-like. Gene Ontology annotation, molecular function: [heparan sulfate]-glucosamine 3-sulfotransferase activity. The record is from RefSeq and is a predicted model, not a curated record. Lineage: Eukaryota; Metazoa; Chordata; Amphibia; Anura; Pelobatidae. The coding region runs from base 20 to 1165 and encodes 381 amino acids. The transcript is spliced from 2 exons.